AUCCACUGUCUUUGAAACAAAAUCACAUCAUCGAGAAAAACUUUGAUAGCAAAACGCACGAAACGUCAUUCAUACUUUAAUCUGGAUUCUCAAAAUGGGCGCAAUUGUGUCUCUAAUCCGCCUCAAUAUUCGCCAAAGAGAAGUGGAAACUCAUCGAUGCAGCAUCAAGGUGGACGAAUCCAUGAGUUUCUUGCCUCCUCUCAGAAGAAGCGCAAGUUGUUUCCAACGCUUCCGACGUGCAUUUAGGAAAAGUAUACUCAUAUCGGAGCGCAAUCCACAGAGUGCCGACUAUUUCAGGAGCAAAGCUGAAAUUUUGCGAAUAAGAAAAGAGCAUGUGAUCUCAAAAUCGUGGAUAAUCCAUCCGUUUAGUAUUUUUCGGGCGUACUACGAAAUGUGGAUGACAGUAGUCUGGAUUUUAGUGCUUUUUCUAAUGCCGGCUGAUGCAGCCUUUGAUUUGUUAAACCCUAUGCACCAACACUUGCUCCAGGAGGAACGGAAGGACGUCCCAAACUCAAUUGACCCGUUAAGCCUGUGUUUGCGUCUGUUGUGCAUUGUCGAUAUACUAAUGACGUUUUUCACCGGUUUUCCCGUCAAAAAAUCGCGGAAAGUUGUAAUGCAGCAGUGGAAAAUUGCCAAAAAGUACGUUUUUAGCAUCUAUUUUAUUACCGAUCUUUUGGCUUCUCUGCCUCUGGAGUUCGUGAUCAGCGAUCACAACACUCAAUCUUUAGUCGAUGUGUUCUCAUUUUUGAGGAUAAUACGAUUACCGACCCUGUAUUUUUACAUAACAAGGAGUCUCGAUGUUUUGGGGGCAAAAAGUCUCACGAUUCACAUUCUGAAGAACAUUCUUGUCAAUUAUCUGGUGUUCCAUUGGUUCGCCUGCUUUCAGUACAUGAUACCGCAGAUUCGUUUUUACACUUACGGAGAAAUUUUGGCCGAGUCUUGGGUUGAAAGAACUGAUAUUCCCGAGUUACCUUUUAUUUCAAAGUACGUUAUUUGCAUUUUUCGAGCCGCGGGAUGCCUACUUUGUAUCACUUUUGAGGAAAUUACAAUCGACGUGUGGGAAGAGAAGCUUUUAGCGCUCGCUAGUUUCAUUUUCGGAAAAGUUUACGUUUUUUACAUCACCGUCCUGCUUUUGAAUUUCUUGCUCAGACAAAGGUCUCUUGAGGUCAAAUAUUUUGAGACCAUCAGCCAGGUUCAAGCCUACAUGAGCCAAAAACAACUACCAAUGUCGAUGCAAACGCGACUUUUGCAGUUCUACGACUACAAGUACAACAAGAAGUUUUUCAAAGAAAGGGGGAUUGCUAGUCUGCUUUCGGAGAAACUGAAAGGAGAGAUAAACCUGAAUGUGUGUAGUAAAUUGGUGCAGAACGUGGAACUGUUGGCCCAUCUUCCACAACAAACCUUGGAACAGGUCGUCACGAAUUUGAAGCCUGAGAUAUACUUGUCCAACGAUAUUAUAAUUAAGGCGGGUUCUGUGGGUGAUUGUAUGUACUUUUUGGCUAGUGGGACGGUGGGAGUGUGGACACCUUCUGGCAAAGAAGUGUGUCAUCUGCAUGAUGGUGCCUACUUUGGAGAGAUCUCCCUGGUUUUCAAGGAUAAAAGGAGAACUGCCAAUAUCGUGGCUGUUGAAAUUUGCGAAGUCUACAAACUGGACAGGAGGGCUUUCAAGAACUGUUUCAAAACCAAUACGGAGCUGUACAAAAUGCUUGAAGAUGUGGCCAAUGAGAGAAUGGAAAUCACACAAAUGUAUGAAGACGUCCAUACCAAAACUUUCAUGGAGUUGAGUCACUGAGUGAAUACUUUUGCCUGGGAUUUUGUUGCUGUUAUAAUUGUAUUUUUCUGUUAUGUACGAGUAAUUACCUAAAUAAAGUUUACACGUAGUACAUUCCAUAGGUACUACAAU
Molecule: messenger RNA, 1903 nt
Organism: Tribolium castaneum (red flour beetle)
Lineage: Eukaryota; Metazoa; Arthropoda; Insecta; Coleoptera; Tenebrionidae
Product: potassium/sodium hyperpolarization-activated cyclic nucleotide-gated channel 2
Exons: 1
Coding region: 95-1792 (565 amino acids)
Biological process (GO): regulation of membrane depolarization; sodium ion transmembrane transport; potassium ion transmembrane transport
Cellular component (GO): HCN channel complex
Molecular function (GO): voltage-gated potassium channel activity
Source: RefSeq, a predicted model, not a curated record